GCGCACAACAGCACCAGCCGGAGAAUGGCGCCCCGGUCGGCUUCCGGCCCCGAGGCCCCCGCCACCUACUUCCGCACGGUCCGCCCGUUUUGGAUGGUGCUGAUCGCGGCCGGGAUGAUCUAUUACGGCUGGGCUGUCUUUGCACCUUCAACAAUCCACUAUGAUAUUCUGGGACCAUUAGGAAAGUUGACAAAAUAUCUGCAGGAGACCCACAAAACUCUUUUCAAAGCAGGGUAUGCAAUCAGUUGGCUAAUUCAUAUCGGAGAAGCAUUCUUGAGUCUCUGGGUAUGCAACAUCAAAGGCGUCACAGACAACAUGACUCGGCUUUGGUGGUUCACCCAAACUCUGUUGUUUGGAUCAGCUUCACUUUAUUGGUUGUUGGUUUACAAGCCACCAAGGAAAAGCCACUGAAGAACUGGAGCUGGGAGAGGG
Molecule: messenger RNA, 432 nt
Organism: Candoia aspera
Lineage: Eukaryota; Metazoa; Chordata; Lepidosauria; Squamata; Candoiidae
Gene: TMEM254
Product: transmembrane protein 254
Exons: 4
Coding region: 25-411 (128 amino acids)
Source: RefSeq, a predicted model, not a curated record